CAUCUGCAGCAUCUGAAGCCGCAGACGGGACUCGCCAUGAUUAACACGCUCAUUUCUGCCUGAAUUUGAUUCUCUCCGCUUAAGUCAAACCGCAUCCGCUCACCGUUCACCGGCAGGACUCUGACGCGCGGAUGAAACGUUUCACGAGCCUGUGUGGUUUUAGCAGGAAUGCUAGCGUUAGCGCCUAGCUGUCCGAGCGUUGAUUAUAAAUUAUGAUAUUUUCAACAAAAAAAGAGACUAAUUUAUGCGAAUAUGGGUGUUUAGCCCAUAAAACAGAUGCUUUUUUCUGAUUAAUAUCCGCAUGUCAUCUAUUUUUCUGUGAAAAGUGGGUGAUUUUUAUUAACUUUAUGAAGGAGGUUUAAAUGAACUGCACAGCUGGCUUAUGAUGGAUGCUUUGACUUUCGUCCAUCACAACAAUAAUAUCUGUUUACUUGACGUUUGAAGACUAAAUAUAUAGCUGUACCUGAAUGUUUACAUUGAUCUGAGCUGGAAUUUGAUGUCAGUAUAGUGAAAAAGACCUAACACUAACCGAAUAAAUCAUAUCGGUCCAUCUGAGUAACAGUUUUUAAGCUGUUUAUGUAGAUAUAGUGAAAUACAUAUGCUUUAAUUUACUGAUUUCCGUUUAUUGUUACAGUUAUCUGAAAAUACGGUUCAUUUGAGCCGUUUUCAGUACAGUCAUUGAGCUGUGUGUCCAUGUUUGACAGCCACAGCUGAUCUAAACCUCUGGCACCAGAAAAACCCACUACAGCUUUUUGUUAAAUUGUUUGAUCAGAGACAGAAAAACAGUAAGUGAGAUCUGUGAUACACCAUGAAGAAGUUCUUUGACUCCCGGAGGGAGCUAGUGGGCUCUGGACCCGGUUCUGGAGGGGGAGGUGGAGGUUCUGGAUCCAGUUGUGGUGUCGGUGGGAAUUUCAUUGGACGGGCGUUCACUGUUGGAAGACACCAGGUCACUGUAGAAGAAACACUGGCUGAAGGUGGUUUUGCAAUCGUAUUUCUGGUGCGGACUAAUCAGGGGGUGCGCUGUGCCCUUAAGAGGAUGUACGUCAACAACGAAUUCGACCUGCAGGUCUGCAAGCUUGAGAUCCAGAUCAUGCGGGAUCUCUCUGGUCACAAGAACAUUGUUGCUUUCCUGGACUCCAGCAUCACAGCUGUAGGGGGUGGAGACGUAUGGGAGGUGUUUAUUCUCAUGGAUUUUUGCAGAGGUGGUCAAGUGGUGAACCUGAUGAAUCAGCGUUUACAGACUGGCUUCAGCGAACAGGAAGCACUUCAGAUCUUCUGUGACACGUGCGAGGCAGUGGCACGUCUGCACCAGUACAAAACUCCCAUAAUCCACCGAGACCUCAAGGUGGAGAACAUCCUCUUACAUGAUCGAGGACACUAUGUUUUGUGUGAUUUCGGCAGCGCCACUAUGAAGUUCCAAAACCCGCAGACUGAAGGAGUCACUGUGGUUGAGGAUGAAAUUAAAAAGUAUACCACCCUGUCCUAUCGCGCUCCAGAAAUGGUGAACCUAUACAAUGGCAAAAUCAUCACUACCAAAGCUGAUGUCUGGGCCAUGGGCUGUCUGCUCUAUAAACUCUGUUUCUUCACAUUGCCCUUCGGUGAGAGUCAGGUUGCCAUCUGUGACGGCAACUUCACCAUUCCAGACAAUUCUCGCUACUCCCAGGAUAUGCACCGUCUCAUCCGGUUCAUGCUGGAACCAGACCCUGAUAAGAGGCCUGACAUUUAUCAGGUGUCCUACUUUGCUUUCAAACUGGCCCGGCGGGACUGCCCUGUGCAAAAUAUCAAGAAUUCUCCCAUUCCUGCUAAUCUCCCUGAGCCAAUCCGAGCGAGCGAAGCAGCCGCAAAGAAGAGCCAAACGCAGACCAAAGCGAGACUCACUGACCCCAUUCCUACAACUGAAACCUCCAUCACUCCUCGGCAGCGGCCCAAAGCAGCACAAUCCCAGCCUCAGGCACUAGGGGGCAUCCUGCCCAUCCAGCCUGCUGCCCUCACCCCACGCAAGAGAGCCAACCUACCAGCAGGGGCCACCCAGCCUAUAGCUGUCAGUUUGAACUUGGCUCAGCCGACUGCAACUCUUCAGUCUCAGAAAGCUCAUGCGUCUCCAGCACCUCAGCAGAAAACACCCGUGCAGCCAAUCCCAGUCACUGCUGCGGCUGCAGGAGGAGGAGCUGUUCCAGCUCCAGCCACUAGCCCAGGCUCUCAAAAAGCUGUAGCGACCCUGCCCCCAUCCAGUCCUGCUCCACCCACUGCACCCGCAAGGAGCGCUCGUCGUAAGCAGGCAUCAGUGGCUCCCAUGUCUGGCCAGCCAGUUGGUUCCCUGCCUCCAGCACAGGCGGAGCCUGCAGCAGUGCCUCCCACUGUCCAGCAGCCCACCCAUCAGUCCCAGCUCAGCCAAGAGAAGGCAGAGGAGAGGCCUGCAGCAUCUGGCCUGUCCCAGACUCCUCCCUCUUCCCCAAGGACGGCCCAGAAGGUGGGGCACAGACGCAUCCAGAGUGAUGUCACCCACAGCGCUAUGUUUGGAGUGCCUGUCAGCCAGUCCACUCAGCAGCUGCAGGCGGCCACAGCAGAGGCCAGCCUUAACAAGUCCAAGUCAGCUAGCACCACCCCAUCGAACUCUCCCCAGUCCUCUCAACAGAGUGUGUACCAGGCUGCACAGCAGGGUGGUGUCUCUGCCCCCCAGGCUUCUGCUUCAGCCGCUGGCCUGACCAGCCCACCAGAUCAACCCUCUUGGAAUCCUUUCGACGAUGAUAAUUUCUCCAAACUUACGGCUGAGGACCUACUCAACAAAGACUUCACCAAGCUAGCUGACGAGCCUGUAGAACCUCUGAUUGACACCACCGAGAGUCUUAUUCCUGGGCUCGAGGCUGCAGAACCUGCUCCUGCAUCUGCUGCUGGACGACCUGCAGACAUUCUGGGCCUGGAAUCGGGUGCUGGUUUGCUAGCUGUACCAGAGAAACUAAUAGAGGGUCUAAAGUCUCCAGACACCUCUCUCAUGCUGCCAGAUCUGCUGUCCAUGGCCGACCCCUUCGGCAGCUCCAUUGACGACAACAGAUAUGCUAAAACUGAAGUGUGUUUGGACUAUCUGAUACCUGGCUUGGAGCCCCCGCAGUCUCAGCUGCACCCUGUGGAUACAGAGCCAACAUCGACACUGCUGGCAGACCCUCUGAUUGGAGAAGACUCUCUGCUGGGUGGUUCUCUCACCUCUGGCUCCGCCUCCUGUCUUGAUGACUUUACACCUGUAUCAGAAGGCACCUCCCAGAGCUUCCCAGCUACAGACUCCUGUUUGAACUCAGGCUUUGAGGCUCCGAGGACCGAGGCAGCCAAUGAAGAUGAAUUUGACCCUAUACCAGUACUGGUCCCCAAAAACUCCCAAGAUGAUAUGCCUAGUGUGAAUGGCUAUGAUUGUGCCCCAGAAACCAACAGUAUCAAAAUAUUGGAAGCCUCUGCUGAAAGCUGGAAAAGCUUUGUUGAGGAUGUGGAGGAUGAAGCUCUGCAUGCAUGCAGUGGCUCAAAGCUGCUUCUGUUGGAUUCCGAACUUCUCAACACUACUCCUCUCAAACUCUCGCCAGCAGCAGGCCAAGAGCACGUAUCCUCUUCCCCAGAUAUCUUCUCAAAUGCACCAUUUCCUGGAUGUCGGCGAGAUGGCAGGGACAUCUUCACAAGUGCCCCCUUUCCUCAAUUUCACCAAGCCCAUCCACAGCCUGACAUCUUCCUUCAGGCACCCUUCUGCAAGAGGAAAGAGUUUUUUGGCCCACCACAACUUCACCAUCAACAGCCUUCUACGCAAGUUCCCCACCAUUCAAAUGUGUGCUCCAAUGGCAAAGAUCCCAUCCUGCCCCAUCCACCGGUACACAGUCAAGUUCGCUAUCCGCAUUGCGCUGAGUCUCCAAUGCCCCAACAGCCUAUCGCCGCCCACCGUGUGGUCUCCAGCAUAGGCCAGCAAGCCGCUGUUAGCUCCGUCCCUGUAGGACCUCUUCACUCUUGGACAGUAGGUGUUCAAGCUGUGAUGGACCCUUUCUUGACGGCCCCAUUCCAACCACGGGGCCCCUUGGGAAAGCCUUAAUAUUUGAGAACUUUUGGCUUCUCAACAUAUGUGCCUCCCAAUGGACAAGAGUAUGUUAAAGCUUUCAAUCAAGAGCUUCUGCUACCCCUAGUGCUUGUCGUUUCUGUGUUGGAAGCAAAACUGGCGUAGUCAGCGAGACUCUUCUCUCCAUGACUACCUUAAGACUCCCCAUCUGGACUUGGCAACUCUGCAGCACUUUAGCUCUGCUUCACCACAAUAUUUUGCCUCAAUGUGCAUCAAGCCACCAUACGUGUAGAGUGCUAUUUAAUCAAUUGAUUAUGAUAUAGGUCUAUAAUCCACAUGUAUCCACUAAUACUUUUUUUGACACUAUUGAUAUGGUUUAUACAAGUUUUUAUAUCAUAUGUAGGAAAUUAUUCCAUACACUGAUGCUCAUGGCACUGUUUGGGGUUGGAGAUCUUCCAGACAACCUUUCAGUUCUCUGAGAAGCUCUUAUUCCUGCAAGAACUUUUUAGGGCUCUCAACAGUUUCCUCAGUAACACCAUCAAAAGGGAAAGGCUUCGAGACUCCUGAAUUAUAUCUUGAAGUUCCUUGAGUACAUAAAUUGGAUAUUUGAGGCUCCUUUAAAGGGUGUUUAGAGCAAUUAAAUCCAGACUCUGGCCAAGUGAUUGUGUAGACAUACAUACGUGGAGCGGGAAAAAGCACAUUCGCCGCUAGAGAACACCAAAUGAUAAAAAUACUUUUAAAUUUUUACCGUGUAUAUUGAGUCCAAUAUUACAAGGACAUGAAGCAUAAAAUGUGAAAAUGAAGGAAGCAAACAUGUAUUUAUUUCUGUUUGUUACAGUCUGUUUAUGUAUUUACAACCUAGUGGUUUGGUCUAAGGGAACAACUAAUGCAGAAGAUUUGAAGCUUAUGAAAAGGCUUUUUGAAGUACUAUGUUCAUAUCAGAACCUUUGUGACUGAAGUUUUGGAUUAUUAUGAAAGCAUGUGUAAAAAAAAAAAAGUUUUUUGCUUCUUGAACCCAAGGUACUGUAGAUGUUCUGAAACAGGACUUGAAAAAUGAAAGUCUAACUAACGGUCACAUCAACAACAUAAGUUGAAUAAAUUGGAGAAUUUUUGCAAUGGAUUAUAUUACUGUUCUAAUAUAAUCCAUAUAAUCUACUGUAUAUUCAUUUUACUUCGUCAUAAAAGCACCUGUGGGGUUUUACUGUUUGGAUUACACAACAAAAUUCGGUUAUCAAAUUACAUUUUAAAAACUGGCACAUUUAGUUACAUAAAAUCCACAAUAAAUAAGAUCCCGAGUUGUCUUGUUGCUGUGCACAGUCCUUUGACAUGAAAGCCAUGCAUAUGCUAUUAUUGUGAAAAAUAACCUUUAAACAUAUAAAAACAUAUUCACACCAAUUAAGUAUUAAAUGUACUGUCACAAGUGUAACGCUACUUGAAAAAGUUCUUGCGUGAUUAAAACAUUUUCUUAGGUGACAAGUUGUUAAGCACUUAUGAAGUGCAAUAGAAAUAUCUGUUGAAGUUCUUUAAAGGGGAUUCUAGGACAGAACUGCAGCAUGAGCUGCCCACAGAUUGGUUUUAUAUAGUGGUCGACCGAUAUAUCGCAGAGGCCAAUAAAUCUUCCCGAUUGGCUGAUUUGUUUCUUGAGGGCAUGAAAAUCGACUGCUUGCAUGUAAAUGACCAAUCACGGUUAAUUUUAUUGUUAUGUGCCAUCGUGUUACUAUAAUAAUAGACCAGUGUGCAACGGUCUCAUUUAAUGACGGUCUCGUUUCAUUCUUCCUCUCUCUCUUCAACAGUUCCCUGUAACUAUUAAUUGCCUUGUCUAAUAAUAAAAAGGCAAAUAUCAAUAAAACUAAUAUCAUAUGCCAUCUGCAAAAAUUUGCAGUCUCGUUUAAACAUGUAAUAAACAUCACAAAACUUGAGCAAAUCCAGCAUCCUUUACAGUUGUAGUCAGAUGUUUACAUACACUUAGGUUGUCAUUAAAACAAAUUUUUUAACCACUCCACAUAUGUAAUAUUAGCCAACUAUACUUUUGGCAAGUCUUUUAGGACAUCUACUUUGUGCAUGACACAAGUAAUUUUUCCAAAAAUCUUGUCUACAGACAGAUUGUUUUUCACUUUUAAUUGAAUAUAUCACAAUUCCAGUGGGUCAGAUGUUUACAUACACUAAGUUAACUGUGCCUUUAAGCAGCUUGGAAAAUUCCAGAUAAUGAUGUCAAGCUUUUAGACAAUUAGCCAAUUAGUUUCUGAUAGGUGUACUGAAUUGGUGGUGUACCUCUGGAUGUAUUUUAAGGCCUACCUUCAAACUCAGUGCCUCUUUGCUUGACAUCAUGGGAAAAUCAAAAGAAAUCAGCCAAGACCAAAGAAAAAUAAUUGUGGACCUCCACAAGUCUGGUUCAACCUUGGGAGCAAUUUCCAAACACCUGAAGGUACCACGUUCAUCUGUACAAACAAUAGUACACAAGUAUAAACACCAUGGGACCACGCAGCCAUCAUACCACUCAGAAAGGAGAUUCAUUGUCUCCUAGAGAUGAAUGUUGUUUGGUGCGAAAAGUGCAAAUCAAUCACAGAACAACAGCAAAGGACCUUGUGAAGAUGCUUGAGGAAACAGGUAGACAAGUAUCUAUAUCCACAGUAAAUCGAGUCCUAUAUCGACAUAACCUGAAAGGCUGCUCAGCAAGGAAGAAGCCACUGCACCAAAACUGCCAUAACAAAGCCAGACUACAGUUUGCAAGUGCACAUGGUGACAAAGAUCUUACUUUUUGGAGAAAUGUCCUCUGGUCUAAUGAAACAAAAAUGUUACUCUUUGGCCAUAAUGACUAUCGUUAUGUUUAGAGGAAAAAGUGUGAGGCCUGGAAGCUGAAGAACACCAUCCCAACUGUGAAGCAUGGGGGUGGCAGAAUCAUGAUGUGGGGGUGCUUUGCUGAAGGAGGGACUGGUGCACUUCACAAAAUAGAUGACAUCAUGAGGAAAGAAAAUGAUGUGGAUAUAUUGAAGCAACAUCUCAAGACAUCAGCCAGGAAGUUAAAGUUUGGUCAAAAAUGGGUCUUACAAAUGGACAAUGACAACAAGCAUACCUGCAAAGUAGUGGCAAAAUGGCUUAAGGACCACAAAGUCAAGGUAUUGGAGUGGCCAUCACAAAUCCCUGACCUCAGUCUGAUAGAAAAUUUGUGGGCAGUACUGAAAAAGAGUGUGAGCAAGGAGGCCUACAAACCUGACUCAGUUACACCAGUUCUGUCUGGAGGAAUGGGCAAAAAUGUCAGCAACUUAUUGUAAGAAGCUUGUGGAAGGCUACCUAAAACGGCAAUGCUACCAAAUACUAACAAAGUAUAUGUGAACUUCUGACCCACUGAGAAUGUGAUUAUAGAAAUGCGAGUGGUGGUGGCAUAGUGGGCUAAAGUACAUAACUGGUAAUCAGGAGGUUGCUGGUUCGAUCCCCACAGCACCACCAUUGUGUCCUUGAGCAAGGCACUUAACUCCAGGUUGCUCCGGGGGGAUUGUCCCUGUAAGAAGUGCACUGAAAGUCGCUUUGGAUAAAAGCAUCUACCAAAUGCAUAAAUGUAAAUAAAUGAAAGGAAUAAAAGCCAAAAGAAAUAAUUCUCUCUACUAUUAUUCUGAUAUAUCACAUUCUUAAAAUAGUGAUCCUAACUGACCUAAGGCAGGAAAUGUUGUCUAUGAUUAAAUGUCAGGAAUUGUGAAAAACUGAGUUAAAUGUAUUUGGCAAAGGUGUAUGUAAACUUCUGACUUCAACUGUAUUUACUUCUAAAGCACAUAUUCUAUUAGCCUCUCCUGAACAGUUCCCUGUCACUUUUAACUUCCUUUUCUAAUGAUACAAGUAAAAUAUCAUUAAAACUUCUAUUAUAUACCAUCUGCAAAAAUACAGAUAUCUUGUUUAAACAGAUGCAAUUCAUGAACCUCACGAAAAUUAAUUGUUUUCUUCCCGUCGAGCACUUGUCUGCUAUCCUCCUUUGAAGCGUGUAUUCUAUCAUCCAGAAUCAAAACUUCAGGAUUAGAAUCAAAAGUUCCUCUGAGUCACAAAUCAUGAUGGUCAGUCUGUGACAAUCCAAGCAGGCAAUCUGGGCUGUGUAAACUGACAGAGAGUGUGUGAGAGCAGCUUCAAAGUAAAAGCACUUAACGUGUGCGUUAAGUAAAUGUCUUAUUCACUAUGCACUGUAUGUGCAGUUGGUUUGAUUCAGAAUUUUUUGAGAAAAUGCGAUCGCUAACGUGGACAUGCCAUCCAUGGUUGCUGGACUAUGUGUAUACUGUUAUUUCCUUCUUCCUAAUAUAUUAACAAUUUCUUCAUGUGAAAAUAAUUUACUAAAAUUUGAUGACUAAACAUAAAUCAUAAGAAACGGCUAUCUACCAUUUUAAAGGGUAACUAAACGCUAAACCAACUUUUUUUAGUUAAUGAUCUGUAAGCAUGGGGCUUUAUUAGUACUGGUCAUUGAUUCAAGUAAUUUUUUUGACAUUUGUGUAUAAAGUGUUUCAAUUCUACAAUAUAAGGUGUAAAAACGUCUGAGUGCUGCCCUCUUCAGGUUGAACGGUGGCUACUGCAGUUGAAUUUUCCUAUUGGCUGUUGCGGUACUUCGUGACGUAAGCGGUGACAGCUGACGUAAGCAGGUUCCAGCUCACCACGCCAGAUUCAUGUACAUGUCGUCUUGCGACCGUGUGAGGAAUAACAAUAACAUGGAGUCUGACAGCAGCUGUCAAUUAAUCCGUCACUACGAGUCUCAGGUGCCCCCCCCGCUCAGCCCCGCACUCGGUUCGUUCCCUCUAUCCCCGCCGGGGUCUGCCCACUUUUCCAGCAUUUUCAAAUAUUUCUAGUGGGUGGAGUCAGACUCUGAGCAGGUGUUUAGUUACCCUUUAAAAUGCAAAAUAAUUUUGUUAGGUUAUUAACCAAGGUCAAGUUUUGUGUGAAAUUGAGUAAACAUGUUGCUAAAUAAGAGUUUAUACUAUUUUAGCAAUUUUAUGUUUAUGUUAUGCUAGAUAGAUUUUGGACACCUACUUACUGUAAAAUAACUUCCAGAGUAGAAUUACCAUGUAUUCUUUAACUCAGAUUUGAUGGUAAUUUAUCAGUCUCUUCUCCAGUAUCUUUUGACCCAUAUACCCAUAGGCCUUACACAGGCUCAUUUGUAAAUACAUUGGUACCAGUCUUUGAAUGUAAAACAAGGACAUCAGUAAUA
This is a messenger RNA of Xyrauchen texanus (razorback sucker), 9206 nucleotides long. RefSeq names its product AP2-associated protein kinase 1-like. NCBI's taxonomy places the organism in Eukaryota, Metazoa, Chordata, Actinopteri, Cypriniformes, Catostomidae. Gene Ontology annotation, molecular function: ATP binding; protein kinase activity. The record is from RefSeq and is a predicted model, not a curated record. Bases 809 to 4063 code for a protein of 1084 amino acids. The transcript is spliced from 21 exons. Gene Ontology annotation, biological process: protein phosphorylation.